GGAUGCAGCCGGAAGUACGGCGUGUGUGCUGUGCGGUGGGUAGCUGUGUGCGCUCCGCGUGUGCUGCCGCGUGGGCCAUGGGGCGGCGGGCGCGGGGCCGGCGGUUCCAGCAGCCGCCGCAGCCUGAGGGCGAGGAAGACGGCAGCGACGGCAGCAGAAAGCGCGGCCAGGAGGGCUGGGAAGGUGGAUAUCCCGAGAUCAUAAAGGAGAACAAGCUCUUUGAGCACUACUAUCAGGAACUCAAGAUCGUGCCGGAGGGAGAAUGGGACCAAUUCAUGGGCUCACUUCGAGAGCCCCUCCCAGCCACAUUGAGAAUCACUGGUUACAAAAGCCAUGCAAAAGAGAUUCUCCAUUGCUUGAAGAACAAGUAUUUUAAGGAAUUGGAGGACCUGGAGGUAGAUGGACAGAAAGUUGAAGUUCCUCAGCCACUAAGCUGGUACCCUGAAGAACUUGCCUGGCACACAAAUUUAAGUCGGAAAAUCUUGAGAAAGUCCCCAUUGUUGGCAAAGUUUCAUCAGUUCCUGGUCAGCGAGACGGAGUCUGGAAACAUCAGCCGCCAGGAGGCUGUCAGCAUGAUUCCCCCACUGCUGCUCAACGUUGAGCCCCAUCAUAAGAUCUUAGACAUGUGUGCAGCCCCUGGAUCCAAGACCACACAGUUAAUUGAAAUGUUGCAUGCAGACAUGAGUGUGCCCUUUCCAGAGGGAUUUGUAAUCGCAAAUGACGUGGACAACAAGCGCUGCUAUCUGCUCGUCCAUCAGGCCAAACGGUUGAGCAGUCCCUGCAUCAUGGUGGUGAACCAUGACGCAUCCAGCAUUCCUAGACUCACAGUAGAUGUGGAUGGAAGGAAAGAGAUUCUCUUCUAUGAUCGGAUUUUGUGUGAUGUCCCUUGCAGUGGCGAUGGCACAAUGAGAAAAAACAUUGAUGUCUGGAAGAAAUGGACUACCUUAAACAGCUUGCAGCUCCAUGGCCUACAGCUUCGGAUUGCAACCCGAGGUGCUGAGCAGCUGGCCGAGGGUGGCAGAAUGGUGUAUUCCACCUGUUCCUUGAACCCUGUGGAAGAUGAAGCCGUCAUAGCAGCUCUGCUGGAGAAGAGUGAAGGUGCCCUGGAGCUUGCUGAUGUAUCUGCUGAGUUGCCAGGACUAAAGUGGAUGCCUGGAGUCUCACAGUGGAAGGUCAUGACUAGAGAUGGGCAGUGGUUUGCAGACUGGCAGGAGGUUCCCCAGGGCAGGCACACGCAAAUACGGCCCACCAUGUUCCCCCCAAAGGACCUGGACAAACUACAGGCAAUGCAUUUAGAGCGAUGCCUUCGAAUACUGCCCCAUCAUCAGAAUACUGGAGGGUUCUUUGUGGCAGUAUUGGUCAAGAAAGCACCAAUGCCAUGGAACAAACGUCAGCCCAAGGUACAGAGUAAAUCUGCACAGGCCAGAGACCCCAAAGCAUCCAACACUGUGGCUGCCACAAAGGGAAAUCCCAGUGACCAGUCUGAGCUGGAAAGCCAGAUGAUCACUGGAGCUGGUGACUCAGAAGCAGCUCAGACGACUGAGAACACAGAGAGUAAUGAGAAGAAAGAUGGCGUAUGUGGCCCUCCUCCAUCAAAGAAAAUGAAGUUGUUUGGAUUCAAAGAAGAUCCGUUCGUGUUCAUUCCUGAGGAUGAUCCUUUAUUUCCACCUAUUGAGAAGUUCUAUGCCUUGGAUCCUUCAUUCCCGAGGAUGAAUUUGCUAACCCGAACCACAGAAGGAAAGAAGCGGCAGCUUUAUAUGGUCUCCAAGGAGUUGAGGAAUGUACUGCUCAACAACAGCGAGAAGAUGAAGGUCAUUAACACUGGGAUAAAAGUCUGGUGUCGAAAUAACAGUGGUGAAGAGUUUGACUGUGCGUUCCGUUUGGCACAGGAGGGAAUAUAUACAUUGUAUCCAUUUAUCAAUUCAAGAAUCAUUACUGUAUCAAUGGAAGAUGUGAAGACACUGUUGACCCAGGAGAACCCAUUCUUUAGAAAACUGAGCAGUGAGGCCUACAGUCAAGUUAAGGACCUCACAAAGGGAAGUGUUGUGCUGAAGUACGAACCAGAUUCUGCGAAUCCAGACACCCUCCGGUGCCCCAUUGUGCUAUGUGGGUGGCGGGGAAAGGCCUCUAUUAGAACUUUUGUGCCCAAAAAUGAGCGGCUGCAUUAUCUCAGGAUGAUGGGUCUAGAGGUAUUGGGAGAAAAGAAAAAAGAGGGUGUCAUUCUUACCAAUGAGAGUGUUGCCAGCCCAGAACAGCCUGAAGAAGAGGAUGCCAAGCAGACAGCACAAGACCCCUGUAACCCAGACUCUGUUCCUGGAUGUGACCCAGGUGCAGCUGAGCCAUCCCGGUGAAGAUGUCCCACACACUGAAUUGGUACCAUCCUUUUGUUGGAGAUCAAACCUAGAAUGUCCUUAGCUGGGACCUGGAGAUGAGUGGGUGGCUAGUCUAGGGAGAGCUAUAUUUUCUAGCAUUUGGAAGUCGCUUUUGCAGAAUGGAUUCAUGUUCCUGCUUUAAAGGCUAAUAUGACACAGCCUUUGCAGAAGUCGCUUUUGCAGAGUGGAUACAUGUUUCUGCUUUAAAGGCUAAUAUGACACAGCCUUUGCAGAAGUUCGGAUCCCUUGUCGGGCCAAUAUUGGCCUAGUCUAAAAUUAUAGCAAAAAUCUACAAGUCUUGGGAAGCAACUCUAUGCUUUUAAUAUUUUUUGGGCUGCACAUCAGUGUGCUGUGCAGUCACGCUGACACUGAGGUCUCAGGUGACUUCUGUGCCUUUGUGAUAAAGGGUGAGGGUAAGCCUGGUGAAUCAUGACAGCAGUUUUGGGGACCGUUUGUGCUUAUCCUGGAAGUGCUUUAAGUGGGGUGGAGAUUGCUGGGUCAUGAAAUAAAGAGCUAUUAUAAUGUGUCUUGACAUAUGACUUGGAUUUGCUUUUAGUUGGCUAAUGGGAGAGAGAGAACCAAGCCCUCUUGUGUCUCAUAUAGGAAUUGAAGCUGGGCUGCUGCAGUGUUGUCAGCCACUGUGUCCUGAGCAGCUUCCUGCUACAGUGAGGUGAGGCAGAUGGACCUGGGCUGUGCUGGAUCCUAGACUGGCUGUAGCACAGACCCAAGCUCAUGCCCACUGAGCCAUUGAUGUCUCAGCAUUUAAGGGUGAAGAAGUAGAGCUGGGUGGACCUGCACUUGUGUCCCCUGCCUGGCUUCCAGGAGUGCUAGCCUGGCCGGCCACGUUUAUCCUCCUCAGCAGUGUCCCCCAUCAGCCUCAUGCUCAGAGUUUGGUUAUCAUUGAACACAAAUGUAGGGCAGACGUAUCCAGUGACGUCUCUGUAUUCGUGUCCUCUUGAAACAUUUUCCUGUCAGCUGCUGUGUUCCCCCUCACCCAGAUUUUCCGGGCAGAGUUCUUGCAGGUGCUCUUUCUUCCCUGUGUAUGUAAUAUGUUUUGCCUGCACUGUUGAGCAUUAAUUACAUGCAUGUUCUCCAGGCCUUCCUAUAUAUGCUCUGAGCCAAACACCAGCUAUCUCUGGGAUAGCUGUGCCUUGCUCAUAAAAGUUCAAUCCAGUUGGAUCUGUUGACUGUUUAUCCCCUGAGGAGAGACAUAGGAUCCUCACCUGAAUGUCCAGCUGCGCCAUACCACAAGUAUGUAACUCUGCCUUGGGGAGGGCCAGAGGAUAAAGAAGACCAGGGUGGGAAUCCCAUCUAUGUGGCUAUGGGGAAGCCAUCUUCUGGUUGAAGACUUGGGCUACAAAAGACUGUCUUGCAGGGGAAGGAAACCCAAGUCCCUGUAAGUAGCCCUCACCUGUCCUACAAGUAAGCCCUGUAAUUCACCGGUUCCCCAGAAUGAAUUCUGGUAGAAGUGUGGGGUUUAGAGAAAGCAUGGUGUUGGGCUCUAAGGAGGAGGGGCACACUUUGCUUACUUCCCUGUCCAGGGGAGGGAGACAUUUUAGCAGUAGUGGGUCUCUCCUAACAUAGGUGAGCCUGACCUUGAGAAGACCACUUAGUGAGAAGACCUCUAAGCUGUAGCCAUUGGAAGUACCUCACUGCCGAGUAGCCUGGUGACAACCUCAGCCAGUGCUGCCCUGGAUGCCUCCAUCUUGUGAGUCCUUCUCUUACAGGAUGUGGGUUCGUUACUUUGUAGAGUGUUCUCGGGCUCUUCCUUCUUACUAGAGCAGGUAGGCAGUGCAGCUAGGGCCGUGGCACUGUUGGUUGUCUGUCACCUUGUGGCAGCUUUGCUUGUUGGCAGACAGCUACCUGCCAUUGUGCCCAUCCCGUGUUUGUGUAUUAUAGGGAAGUCCCUUCAAGACUUUGUUCUUUUUCCUCAGACUUCAACAGUCAGCAUAGUUUCUGAGACGUCAUUUUGUUAAAUAAGUUAUGAACCUGAGAACCUCCUGCUUCAGCCUCCCAAGUACUGUUUUCCCCUUGUUUCCUCUGAAUUUAGGAGUGGAUGGCCAUGAGUUACUAUGUCCAGCUUUGGAUGCCGUCUUGUAGAGACCAUCUAAGCAGAUGAAACUGUCUGAUUCUUGGUCAAAUCCUACUGGACGUGCAGGUCAGGUGGCAGUCCUGGGGCCACAUAGACGUGGAACCAUUCAGGCUGUGUGCAUUAACCUUGGGUCCUAGGAUAGUUAAAGUGCUUAUAGUGUAGUAUGUUUUCUUGUCAAUUUCAGUAAGGGUUGUCUGAUU
Molecule: messenger RNA, 4664 nt
Organism: Rattus norvegicus (Norway rat)
Lineage: Eukaryota; Metazoa; Chordata; Mammalia; Rodentia; Muridae
Gene: Nsun2
Product: NOP2/Sun RNA methyltransferase 2
Exons: 19
Coding region: 3-2351 (782 amino acids)
Biological process (GO): regulation of mRNA export from nucleus; mRNA processing; tRNA methylation
Cellular component (GO): nucleus; nucleolus; extracellular region
Molecular function (GO): mRNA (cytidine-5-)-methyltransferase activity; RNA methyltransferase activity; tRNA (cytidine-N5)-methyltransferase activity
Source: RefSeq, marked provisional